Messenger RNA from Fusarium graminearum PH-1, 741 nucleotides. RefSeq lists its product as uncharacterized. Lineage: Eukaryota; Fungi; Ascomycota; Sordariomycetes; Hypocreales; Nectriaceae. Gene Ontology annotation, molecular function: oxidoreductase activity, acting on the CH-OH group of donors, NAD or NADP as acceptor. The transcript has 4 exons. Bases 1 to 741 code for a protein of 246 amino acids. The record is from RefSeq and is a predicted model, not a curated record.
AUGGCCAUCGACACACUCUCUCUUCAAGGCAAAAUCGCCAUAGUCACCGGAUCCGGCAGAGAAAACGGCAUUGGUGCUGGUAUCGCUAUUGUUCUGGCGAGGAACGGAGCAGCUGUUACCAUUCACUACGUUAAUGACUCCACGACACAGCGAGCUCAUGCCGUGGCCGACAAGAUCAAAGCAGAUGGAGGCAAAGCUAUCGUGAUUCAAGGAUCGAUCGAAACCCCGCAAGGAGCUCAGCACUUGGUGGACGAGACUCUGAAAGGCUUCAAUGCUGAUCAUGUCGAUAUCCUGGGUGUGGGCGUAUUUGGUGAGACUCUGAUGGCCAACCAAAGCGAUAUCACUCAAGCAUUCGACGUGAACGUCAAAGGACCAAUCUUUGUUGCUCAAGCUGUUGUGCCAGUUAUGCCACCAGGCGGUCGAAUUGUCAACAUUAGCUCCAUAGCAUCCAAGUUGGGAGAUGACAGUGUUCCCAUCUACGGUGCUUCCAAAGCAGCUAUUGAUAGCCUUACAUGGUCGUGGGCUAAAGAAUGGGGGAGAAGCAAGAAGAUCACCGUCAACUCUGUCGCUCCAGGGCCAGUCACUACCGACUCCAACCCGUAUGAGGAAUUCCAGAAGCCUUCUAUUGACAUCACGAGAGCUGCUGAUAGGGCUGGUACACCGGAGGAUAUUGCUGAUGCUGUGCUUUUGCUGGUCUCUGAGAAAGCACGAUGGAUUACAGGACAGUACAUCUCGACUUGA